Messenger RNA from Brassica oleracea var. oleracea, 675 nucleotides. RefSeq names its product nuclear transcription factor Y subunit C-10. Gene Ontology annotation, cellular component: nucleus. Gene Ontology annotation, biological process: regulation of DNA-templated transcription. Gene Ontology annotation, molecular function: protein heterodimerization activity. The record is from RefSeq and is a predicted model, not a curated record. NCBI's taxonomy places the organism in Eukaryota, Viridiplantae, Streptophyta, Magnoliopsida, Brassicales, Brassicaceae.
AUGGCAAGUGAGGAAGAUGAGUCUUGGGCUCCUCUUGGGCGACAAUGUUGUGGGCCUGUCUUACACAUGAAGCUUCGCGCGUUGCUUUUACCAAAAAGGUCUGCGAGUGGUUCUUUCUUAUGUAAGUGUCACGAGCUCCAUGAGACUGAGGCACUUUCGUCAUUGGAAGCUGUUCUAAAGGCAUUUUGGGAUAAUCUGUGGAAUCAGCUUCAAUACUUCACAGGUUUCAACUGCUAUUUGCCGCUAUCUAGAGUCAAAAAGAUUUUGAAAACUGAUCCUAAAGUCAGGGGUAUGAUAACAUGAAAGAUUUCUAGGGACGCUCCUGCGUUGUUUUCAAAAGCAUGUGAAUACUUAAUUCUAGAGCUAACAUUACGAGCUUGGAUGCAUCAAUCAUGCACUCGUCAGACCAUACAGCGUUGUGAUGUCUUCCAUGCCGUAAAAAAUUCAGAAACUCAUUGUUUCCUGAUCGAUCUUGUUCCAUUUGGACCAUACUGCGCCAUGCAUCACAGCAUCAGGUUAGCAAUCUUACAUGUGUUGCCUCCUGCUAAAAUGAUUUUGCCAGACAUGAAUGUUGCAAACGAUAUGAACCAGAUUAAGCAGGAGAAUCGGAUAGACAAGCCCUUUAGCGAUCAUAAAGGGUUUGAUCUCAACUCUAUCUCUAGGGAGUUUCCUUAA